Molecule: messenger RNA, 2167 nt
Organism: Labrus mixtus (cuckoo wrasse)
Lineage: Eukaryota; Metazoa; Chordata; Actinopteri; Labriformes; Labridae
Gene: sox11b
Product: SRY-box transcription factor 11b
Exons: 1
Coding region: 199-1305 (368 amino acids)
Biological process (GO): anatomical structure morphogenesis; cell differentiation; regulation of DNA-templated transcription
Molecular function (GO): DNA-binding transcription factor activity, RNA polymerase II-specific; RNA polymerase II cis-regulatory region sequence-specific DNA binding
Source: RefSeq, a predicted model, not a curated record
GGGACAUGAUCAGCUCGUUAAUAAGACGCCGGUUUGGAAGUUUACACAGAUGAGAGAUGCAGCCGGGCUGAACAGAGACCCGGUUAAAGAACGAGAGAAACCGGGAGAACGUAGAGACAGACCCCGGUGUGUGAUCCGCUCCAAACCGGGAGAACGUAGAGACAGACCCCGGUGUGUGAUCCGCUCCAGACCGGGACUAUGGUUCAGCACACGGAACAUGGCGGGCUCCGGACCCACAGCGUGUCCCAUCCCGGGGAGAGUGAGCUGCUGCCGGCCUCGGCUCGCAGCUCCGUGCCGCUGAAACCGGACUGGUGUAAGACCGCGUCCGGUCACAUCAAGCGGCCCAUGAACGCCUUCAUGGUCUGGUCUAAGAUCGAGAGGAGGAAGAUCAUGGAGCAGUCCCCCGACAUGCACAACGCAGAGAUCUCCAAGAGGCUUGGGAAGCGCUGGAAGAUGUUAAAGGACCCCGAGAAGACCCCGUUCAUCCGGGAGGCAGAGCGGCUCCGGCUCAAGCACAUGGCCGACUACCCGGACUACAAGUACCGGCCCAAGAAGAAGCCCAAGACCGAGGGGGGGGGAGCGGGUCCUGCGGGGAAACCUGCCGCUCAGUCCCCCGACAAACCGGCCGUCAGAGCCGGGAACAAGACCCCCACUGCCGCCAAAAAACACCACAAGUUAAAACCCAGCAAACCGGGCGUCGGGAGCCACAUGCAGCAGCACCCCCGGUACCAGCAGCAGGACCCCCGGUACCGGUACGUGUUCACCAGCAGUAAGCUGAUUAAACGGGAGUUUACUGAUGAUGAUGAUGAUGAUGAUGAUGAAGAUGAGGAGGACUCUGAGGAGGACUCUGAGGAGGAGCAGGACUUUAAAACAGAGGAGGGGGACUGCAGCCUGAGCCCCCCCCCUGCAGAGUCCUCCGGCCGGCUCUUCUACAGUUUUAAGAACAUCACCCGGCAGGGGGGGGGGGGCUCCCUCUCUCCGGCCUCCUCGUCCCGGUCCGGCUCCUCCUCGUCCUGCUGCGGGGAGGACCUGGACGACCCCCCCCCCGCUGAGGGCUCUGACUUCACCCUGAACCUCCUGGCCGGCCUGCACGCCUCCUCCGAGCCCUGGAACUCGUCGUGCAGCUCGGCCCCCCCGGGGAACCUGAGCCUGUCCCUGGUGGAUCAGGACCUGGACUCUGUGAGCAGCGAGGGCAGCCUCGGGUCCCACUUCGAGUUCCCGGAUUACUGCACCCCGGAACUCAGCGAGAUGAUCGCAGGGAACUGGCUGGAGGCCAACUACACGGACCUGGUGUUCACGUACUGAUCCCCGAGGGGGGGGGGGGGUGGGUUAGAGGAUCACUGUUUUCUGGUUUUGUGUAGUCCGGGUCUGAAGGUAGUCCACACAGGUUUUCUAACUUAAAGUUAUUUAAAAAUUAAACUUCUAUUUUUCAAACCAGACAGGAGGACUUUUUGUUGCCAUGGUAACAGACAGGAUCAGACUCUGUGUUCCCCCAGGACUUCAGGACCCUUUAAAUCCUUUAUUUGGUAUUCGGGGCGGCUCAGGUGUUACAGGAAGCGUUUUGAACAUAACCGGACAUACCUCAUGUUUUUAUGUUUUUAUGUUUUUUUACAGAGAUGAAAAUAUUUUCAGGAUUAUUUUUGUACCUUCAAAGGGAACGAUCAGGCACUUCUUCUUCUUCUCCCCUUCUUCUUCUCCUCUUCUUCUUCUCCUCCUCCUCUUCUUUUUCUUCUUCUUCUUUGUUACUGAGCACGUGCGGAUUCGAACCCCAGCAGCCCGCCUUGCGGUGUACAUGUUGUGUAAAUUAGUUCUAUAGUGUGAAUGUUUUUGAUGUCAUUGCCGCACGCCCUCGUUUGAUUGGCUCAUUAUUUCUGUGCAAUAUGAAGAGAAUAAAGGAGCGGCCAUGUUUGUAGGCGUUCACUCGUCCUUUGUGUGUGUGUGUGUGUGUGUGUGUGUGUGUGUGUGUGUGUGUGUGUGUGUGUGUGUGUGUGUGUGUGUGUGUGUGUGUGUGUGUGUGUGUGUGUGUGUGUGUGUGUGUGUGUGUGUGUCUGUCUGUGUGUGUGUGUGUGUGUGUGUGUGUGUGUGUGUGUGUGUGUGUGUGUGUGUGUGUGUGUGUGUGUGUGUGUGUGUGUGUGUGUGUGUGUGUGUGUGUGUGUGUGUGUGUGUG